Aspergillus tubingensis is the source of this 1686-nucleotide messenger RNA. RefSeq names its product 2,4-dichlorophenol 6-monooxygenase. The transcript is spliced from 5 exons. The record is from RefSeq and is a predicted model, not a curated record. Gene Ontology annotation, molecular function: FAD binding. Bases 1 to 1686 code for a protein of 561 amino acids. Lineage: Eukaryota; Fungi; Ascomycota; Eurotiomycetes; Eurotiales; Aspergillaceae.
AUGCCCUCCCCUGAGAUCUACGAUGUAACCAUCAUCGGCGGCGGCCCCGUUGGCCUUCUCCUCGCCUACCAACUCACCCGCUUCGACCUUUCAGUCUGCCUUGUGGAAAAGCAAGACAAAGAUACUCCGGAGGGCCGCUAUGGCCGUGCCAUUACAAUGUUUCCGCGGACGUUGGAGCUCCUCGAUCAAUUGGACUUGGUCCAUCCCAUGCUUCAACAGGGGUUUCCAGGAAAAGUAUGGACGUUCAUGGAGAAUAUCCAAGGCACAGUGUUUGAUUUUGCCCUUGUGCUGAGGCAAAUGUACACGGAGGAUAUAUUAAGAGAGAGGCUAGAUAAGAAAAGAGUGUCUUAUCAUGCUUCUAUGGAGUGUGUUGGAUUUGAAAUCGGCCUGGAUGAUAGUGAGUACCCAGUGACUGUGCAUUGCUCAGGACCUGGUGGCAUGAUGACAGCCAAAAGUAAAUACCUUGUUGGGGCAGAUGGUGGCCAUAGUCUCGUUCGCAGAUAUGCCAAUAUUCCCUUCGAUGGUGAUUCAUCAGAAGAUCAGUGGAUUCGCAUUGAUGGCAUAGUCGAGACCAAUAUGCCUAUCAAUCGGGCUUACGGGGCCAUCGAAACAACAACACAUGGGAAUGUUCUCUGGGCCCCUCUUGACCACGGCGCUACCCGCAUUGGCUACGCAUACACACCCGAGAUAGCAGCUAAAUAUCCGGAAGGGGUAACCGAGGAAGUUGCUGUGAACGAAGCCAUUGCGUGCUUGCGGCCCUUCAGCCUAGAGUUCAAAGAGGUACACUGGUGGACAUUAUACAAAAUCGGCCAGCGCAUGGCCCGAACUUUCGCAACGCACAACAAUCGUGUCUUUAUCUGCGGUGAUGCGGCUCAUACCCACAGCAGCGGCGCCGCUCAAGGCCUGAACACUGGUAUUCACGACGCCGUGAACCUUGCCUGGAAGCUGGCUUUGGAGGUACAUGGGCUAUCUCAUCCGGAGGUCUUGGACACCUACACAACGGAGCGCCAGUCUGCAGUGCAGAGGCUACUCAACUACGACAAAGAUAUCUCCCUAUUGAUGACGCAUAAAUGGCCGGCUUGGUACGAUGGGGACCCGAACGCGGACCCGAACGUUCUCCUCGGAGAAAUAUUUAACAAUGCUGCACCAUUCAACACGGGUCUCGGUAUAUCCUACGAGGCCAACGUAAUCAAUCAAGCCUGGGAGUCAUCUACCGAGGCGGCUGUGGGGGUUCAACCAGGGACCCGGGCUCCGGAUACCGAGUUGACCACGCCAGGGACAUUCCAGUCUGUGCGGAUGCACCAAGUUCUGCGGAACCGGUGCCAGUUUCAUGCGAUAGUCUUUACAGGCGGUGAUAUCAAGACAUCGAAAUUGGAAUUAGUUCCUCUUCGGGAGUACUUGGACAGCCACCCGGAGCUUUCAAGGCACCCUGCCAUUGCCUGGUUAACAGUGUGCGGCUCAGCCGACUGCUCGCCGUACGAGGUGCUCGGGAUGACAGGAUUUGGCGAUACCUACUUCGAUGCGAGGGGAAUAGCACACUACGCCUACAAACUCGAUCCACGUAAAGGAAUGCUAGUGGUAAUCCGACCGGACGGGCUGAUAGCAUUCACAUGUGCAUUAGACGGAGAGACGAUCUGGCAGCACUUUUCUAGGAUACUGAGGAGCCAACCACAGGAGACUUGCUAA